CAACAUCCUCAUCAGUAUUUAACAACUACAACCAGACUAAACAUCAAACUUCACCAUUCGAAUUCACCAAUAUCUAUUCCCAACAGUAAUUCACAUCAUUAAAAAUGGUCGCAAUCAACACAAUCAAGAAGUCGAACCAAACAACCCUCCCCCAAUCACUCCCCCAGAAUCUCACAGCGGUUUUCCUCGGCGCCACAUCCGGUAUUGGUCGCAGCACAAUCAAGCAGCUCGCCAUCGCUACCGAUAACAAAUCGCCAACAAUUUACAUCGUUGGUCGAAGUACUUCAGCUGCUACACCACUUAUCGCAGAACUCCGACAGAGCAACCCAUCAGCCACAAUUGAGUUCAUUGAGCGAGAUGUUUCCCUUGUCAAGGAAGCCGAUGCUGCUAUGAAGGAGAUUGCGAAGCGGGAGACUAAAAUUGACAUUUUGUUCAUGUCUGUUGGAUUCAUGUCAUUUGAAGGGAGAAAAGAAACCAAGGAAAAGCUCGAACCAUCUUUGACAACCCGCUUCUACAGCCGUGUCCGAGCCAUCGAAGUCCUCCUCCCUCUUCUCAACCGCAGCGAAAACCCUCACGUCACCAGCAUCCUUGCAGGAGGCCAAGAAGGUCCUCUAAUCGAAGAUGACCUCGACCUCGCCAAGCCCGGCAACUUUGGUGUCGCUUCUGCAGCCCAACAAGCUGCUACCAUGCUCACUCUCGUCCUCGAGCGCUUUGCCAAAGAGAACCCCAAAAUCAGCUUUGUGCACGCAUUUCCCGGGCUGACUGCUACACCACUUCUCUCUCGUGGUUCAAGCGGUAUCAUCGGGUUUCUGCUUCAAUGGAUUGUUACACCUCUUGGAGGGUUGUUCUUUGCUAGUCCUGAUGAUGUUGGCGCUCGAGCAUUGUUCUACGCGACUAAUGCGAGAUACACUAUUGAGGAAACUGAGGAAGCGGCGACACCUAUUCCUGAAGGACUAAGCAAGGCGACUCGAUCUGCUGGUGGUGUCUUUUUGGUUGAUAACAAGAGUGAAGCUGCGGAUAAUGAGAAGGUCUUGGUUGGAUUGAGAGAAAAGAUGGCUGAUAAGGUUUGGGCUCAUGUGGAUUUAGUGUUUGAGAGAGUGCUCUAGGAAUAGUCGAUAGAGGUUUGUGACAGAAGAAGUAUAAUUAAGGAGCAAGGGAGUUGGGAUCAUCUUGAGGGCGCAAUUUAAUUGGAUUUUAUCUACUUAGCAAUAAUAACAGUACUGACUUUAAAAAC
Fusarium redolens is the source of this 1234-nucleotide messenger RNA. RefSeq lists its product as uncharacterized. The transcript has 2 exons. The record is from RefSeq and is a predicted model, not a curated record. The coding region runs from base 105 to 1106 and encodes 333 amino acids. NCBI's taxonomy places the organism in Eukaryota, Fungi, Ascomycota, Sordariomycetes, Hypocreales, Nectriaceae. Gene Ontology annotation, biological process: secondary metabolic process.